Ornithodoros turicata is the source of this 2448-nucleotide messenger RNA. Its product is annotated as hexosaminidase D-like. The record is from RefSeq and is a predicted model, not a curated record. Bases 397 to 2142 code for a protein of 581 amino acids. Lineage: Eukaryota; Metazoa; Arthropoda; Arachnida; Ixodida; Argasidae. Gene Ontology annotation, biological process: carbohydrate metabolic process. The transcript has 4 exons. Gene Ontology annotation, molecular function: hexosaminidase activity.
GGUGGCGCCAAUGACAGAAGUCGCUCACGAAAAGUCGGCUCUAGAUGGGUAGACGUGUUGCUCUGUCCAAAUGGUCGACGUCGUAGAGUUUUAACAAAAAUAAUACGGUAGCGAUUGGGGAUUCCCUUUAUAGUCGCACCGUUUUCGCAUCCAUUAAUUUCCGGUUCAGCCUACUUGGAACACUGAACACUGCCAGGUGGCCGCAAAAUCUAGCGCAUUAAUGGGAACCAAGACGAGGACCACAGUGUGCAGCCACCGUGAAAUGGAAGGGUAAUGUCCUGCCGAACGUCUUAGGCUGCGACCAUGUAGCUUGUUCUUCUUCUUUACGCUCCGACGUUAGAAGGUGAUAAAUAAUCAGUGGAAUCCCAUUUGAACGACUCAUCUGACAGCGGCUUCAUGGGGACUAUCACCACACGUAUCUUUGUCCGCCGGCAAUACCCGUUUUACUGGAAGCCAUUACUCGUCCUGGCCGUGUUGACGGUGCUGGCCAUCUUCGUGUUCCUGCAGUACAGCCCUGUCAGAGUCACUUCAGCCCAUCACAUGCGGGACGAACCGGGACCCGCUGUCGCCCCCAUUGGCAUGGUGGGGCAGCCCGAGCGGGUCUCCGAGGAACGAAGACCCGUCGCGGGAAGCGUCUACGACGCCGCCUCUCGUAAGCGGGUCUACAUUCCGGAACAACGCUACGUCCACCUGGACCUGAAGGGGGCACCACCGAAGGUGUCUUACAUGAAGCAAGUCUUUCCGCUUCUCCACGAAGCCGGAGCCAACGGACUCUUACUCGAAUACGAAGACAUGUUCCCCUACGAGGGAACCUUAGCUCCCGUACGUGCAAAGAACGCGUAUACCAAAGAAGAGCUGGCGGAGAUCCUCGAGGCGGCCCGCCAGAACGAGUUGGAGGUCAUUCCGCUCGUGCAGACUUUUGGCCACAUGGAGUUUGUAUUAAAGUUGCCCGAGUUCCGUCACAAUCGUGAGACGGACGAGCAUCCGACAGCGCUGUGUCCGUCGCGGAACGAUAGUUUCACGCUGGUGACUGCCAUGGUUGACCAGGUGCUGUCCCUGCAUCCGCACGUUCGUUGGUUGCACAUUGGUUGCGACGAAGUGUUCCAUCUCGGCUACUGUUCCCGCUGUCAGCAGCGCGACAGGGAAGAGCUGUUCCUCAGCCACGUGACGCGCGUCGCGCGUUACGUGCGGGAGAAGCACAACCGCAUCCCCAUCAUCUGGGACGACAUGCUUCGGCAGAUUAGCACGGACAAACUGCGGCAGUACUCUGUGGGCACGCUCGUGGAGCCCAUGGUGUGGACGUACGUCAAAGACGUUUACCGAUUCGUGAGCUACAGCAACUGGGCCACGUACGGCGAGAUAUUUGACUCUGUCUGGGCGGCGUCUGCUUUCAAAGGGGCCUUUGGGGAAACGCUGACGGUUCCCAAUGCAAAGAUGCACCUCGAAAAUAACGAAGGCUGGCUCGAGGUCAUGUCCGAACAGCACGGGAAGUUCAAAAACUUCCGCGGCAUCGUGGUGACGGGGUGGCAGCGUUACGACCACUUCGCGUCGCUCUGCGAGCUCUUUCCGUCGGGACUGCCGUCGCUCAUACUUGACUUACUGGUACUCACAAACGGAGCAUACACCAAUGCUCUCCCUACUCGUUUCCACAGCAUGCUCAAGUGCACCCAUUCUCGGACUCAGAUGGAUCUCGAGGGUGAUCCGUUCCUCUGGCAGAAAGGUUACGGCUGCUUUUUCCCGGGCUCGGCCGUGUUCCGGAUGACACAGACUCACAGCGAAGCGAUCAAAAAGGCCAGAGACUACCUCAUGGACGUCACGGUGAGCAAGGCAUGGCUCACGGACUACAAUAUCCGCCGCAACAUGAGCCUUCCGAGCCGAGUCGACCAGGGCCUGGAAGAGUUCUCGUCGACGAUGUUCGCCCUGACGUCGCUCGUUCACCAAGCCAGGGACGUUCUCCGCGAAGUGUUCGACGAGUACACGGUCGCCGAGUGGAUCGAGCAAAAUAUCUACCCGUCGAUUCUUCGUCUGGACAAGCUGCAGAACGACGCUCUGGCCCUAAAGAAGCCGCGGACGUGGCCGGUUCGGCCGUUGGAACCGCUGCCCGAUCUCAAACGCUUCAAUGUGGGGAGUCUAGGGAACUAAAGGACAGAAAGUGCUUCUUCUUUUCCUGUUUUUUUUUUUUUUUCUUUUUGUGACCCAAUGUUCUACAUUGGCGUUGGUUUUAGGGGGGGGGGAGGGGGGCUACACCGCCCCCUUUUGUUCGUCCGGUCGGUGCGGACGUCUUUGCUGCGAGACUGUUUUUUCAUAGGAGAUGGCUGUUUUUUAGUCUUGUGCUUACUACCCCCCAUUUCUCCCGUUCACGGCUGUUUUCAUGUCACAGACUCUGUAGCAUUUUCGAAAAGGUACUUAUUUGUCCAGAUGUGUCAAUAAAAUCUUGUUUUUAGAUCA